CGAUCAUCAGCCUCAUACCCCGCACGAGUGGCGAAGCACCAGGCGCGUCCGUUCGAUCGUGAGUCAGACAGGAACGGGGUAAACCUUUUGUUUCGAUGAGACAUAACAUGAUUGGAUCAGGCUGCUAGCCACGUCAGGAAUCGAGCUCCCAAGGCACCUAUCCUCAGGAGUGACAGAGAGCCGCAUGUAAACCGCGGGCUUAUUUGGCUGCUCGUCCGCUCGUCAACUGACUAUCUGCGCUUGUCUUUUCCACACCUCAUCUUGAACCUCACUUUCGUCUUUCAUCUGUUCGAUCGAUUGAUUUACAUCCGCUCAUGGCCUUAACAACCCUCCCCAACGAGCUACUCCUCGCCAUAACGAGUAACCUCACCGACGAGUCCGACCUAAACGCCCUAGUCCAGACCAGCCGCCGCCUCUACGAGACCCUCGACGAGGAACUCUACCGUUUAAAUGUAGAAGACGGCAACAGCGGCGCCCUUCUCUGGGCUUCGCUCCACGGCCACGAGGCCAGCGUGCGCAAACUUCUUCGUCUCAAAGCCGACGUGAACGCCUGCACCAAUAUGCGCGGGACGACACUGCCUGCAGCCAUCUCCGUCGAGAAUGCCUCCAUCGUCACACGAAACCUCCAGCAGGAGAUCACCAAGGGUCGCGCACGUCUCAUCGCUUCGCCGCUCCUCUACGCUGCCGCGAUGAACCACACGGCUAUCAUGCGCUUGCUCAUUGACGCCGGCGCGGAGGUCCACCGGCGACAUGGCUGCCACCGUAUCCCCAUCAUGGCUGCCGCUGACCAGGGCCGCGUCGAUGCCCUGGAGAUGCUCCUCGAUGCGGGUGCUGAUGUCGAGGCUCACGGUGCGAACUGCAAUACUCCGCUUAGUCUGGCUGCGUCAAAGGGCCACCUCGCUGUUGUGAAGACCCUCCUCGCCCGCGGUGCCAACAUCGACACUGCCCGCCGCGGCCGCACGCCCUUGAUGCGCGCCGCGCAGAUCGGCCACUACGAUACCGUGCGCGCGCUUCUCGACGCCGGCGCCGAUUUCGCCCCGCACGACCACAGCGAACGCACGGCCCUGAUGGCCGCCGCCCAAUCCGGCCACUACGACACCGUGUGCGCGCUCCUCGACGCCGGCGCCGACCCCACCGAGAAGGACUUCACUAACCGCACGGCCAUCACCUUGGCCAUGGACGGCGACCACGACAACAUCGCAGUCGUCUUACUCGAGGACGGCGGGGCGGACCCCAACUCCCCCAGCGGGAACGGCACCACCGCGCUGUUCGCAGCCGUAUACAAAGGCAAAGCCUCAACGGUCGACAUCCUCCUGCAACACGGCGCCGACCCGAACCAGCCGCGCACACCGCGAGGCAAGACGCCCCUGACCCAGGCGUUGCACGCAGCCGACACGCCGAUCGUGCGGCGUCUCCUCGAAAGCGGCGCCACCUCGCGCCCGGCAAACCUCCGCACGGCCCUGCGCGGAGCGGCCCUAUCGUGGGGCUCAACCGAGGGGGAGACCUUCGAGAUUGCCCGCCUGCUGAUCGACCACGGCGCAGACCCAACGCGAGACCUCUACGACGGCGGCAGCCGGCUCCUCCUCGCGGUAGCAGCCAAGGGCGACGCUGACUUCCUGUCCGCGUUGCUCGCGCGCUGGCCGCUCGACGUCAACUGCAGCACCCGCAACGGCAGAACGCCGCUGUUUUUCGCGGUCAUGCAGGGGAAUCUCGAGAUGGCGCGCUUGCUGCUUGCGCGUGGUGCGGACCCCAAUCGUGUCAAGGACGGACAGUCGCUGGUGCGGUGGGCGAAGGAGCGCGAUGGUGCUGAUGGUGCGUCCUUGGUGCAGUUGUUGGUGGAGCAUGGGGGGCGGUGCGACGGGCUUGGAGGAUUGGACCAGGUCGAGCUGAUGAUUGAGGCGCAGGAGUCGAUCUUGUCGGGAAUGGCCGAGAUGGGGUUGUAGCUGUUUCUUAGGGGGUGAUGUUGAUUAUUAGUGUGAUGACUGUUAUGAGCGAUACCACAGACUGUUUGAUAGAGCGAAGAAGCU
Messenger RNA from Aspergillus candidus, 2027 nucleotides. Its product is annotated as ankyrin. Lineage: Eukaryota; Fungi; Ascomycota; Eurotiomycetes; Eurotiales; Aspergillaceae. Gene Ontology annotation, biological process: positive regulation of transcription by RNA polymerase II. The record is from RefSeq and is a predicted model, not a curated record. The coding region runs from base 315 to 1943 and encodes 542 amino acids. The transcript is spliced from 2 exons. Gene Ontology annotation, molecular function: transcription cis-regulatory region binding; protein binding. Gene Ontology annotation, cellular component: nucleus.